AUGGAUUUGGAAGCAGACUUAUCUCCGCCCGGAGCAUCAGCAGUCGCCGGCGCCAAACUUUCCGUUGCCGGAAAUAUAUCCGGCGCAUUAGCUGGAGUAGAGGAACUUGACGGAAUACCAGGAGUCGUUACCGGAGACGUCGCUGCAAUAUACGGUGCAUUGGCUGGAACCGGUGGUUGGUUCGCUGGAGCAAUGGUAGGCGAUUCUAUCGAGGCACUCGGACUCGUCGUCGGAGCAGAAACAGGAGACUUCACUGUAAUCGUCUUCGGAGGGGAAGCAGGGGCUUUCGCCGGAGAAAAUGCAGGAGUCGUGGUGGCGGUAAUAGGCGAGGAAGCAGGGGAAGUAGCGGGAGAAGAAACAGGGGAUUUGGAAGGAGUCGCAAUAGAACGAGAGGAAACAGGGGAAGAGGCCGGAGCAAAAACAGGAGAUUUGGAUUGAGUCUCCUUGGCCGGUGAUGAAACAGGGGAAGUUCCCGGAGCCAACACAGGAGACUUCACAGGAAUCGCAAUGGUUCAAACAGGGGAAGUGGCCGGGGUAAAAACAGGGGAUAUCAAUAGAGAAGCAGUCGUCGGAGGGGUAACAGGAGAAGUCGCCGGCGUAGUAACAGGAUAUUUCACAGGAGACGCAACAGUCGGAAAGGAAACAGGGGUUUUCUCCGGAGACUUAAUAGGCUUCGUCGGGAUUUGUGCCGCUGGGGAGUUAUGGAUCGCCGGAGGAUGCAAAAUUGGGAUUCGAGGAACCGUAGGAGACUUCGACGGAGAAGAAACGCGAUGUGAUUUGGCAGGGGAGUGUAUCGGAGGAAUGAUAAUCGGAGGAUGUUGUUUCUCGGAGAAUCCCGGCGAUUGAACGGGAGCAUUGUCGGCUUGUACAUUACCAGAAAUAAAUAUCAAGCAG
Molecule: messenger RNA, 894 nt
Organism: Eutrema salsugineum
Lineage: Eukaryota; Viridiplantae; Streptophyta; Magnoliopsida; Brassicales; Brassicaceae
Exons: 3
Source: RefSeq, a predicted model, not a curated record